AAGCCUACCCCAUAAAAUAAAUCACGACUUCCUAUAGAUAAAAAUAUGUUCCAAUAUUAGUCGCAAAAAUAGAUAUUUUCCAUUUCUAUCACUGAAGUUUUUCAAAAAAUUUCCUCUCGUCAGACGGUGAGAAAAUCUCUAGCAUGUGGACUUAAAAAAAACUAUUAUUAUCCGUUGGCGAGGUAAGCUUUUGGUACGUUUCAGUGUUAGAGGGAAUCCCUCAACGUCACCAAGGAUACCAAACACAACACGAGGCUCAAAUAUGGGCAUGUACGUCAGCGGAACUCCUAUCCGGGGCGGGGCGUGAAAUGUAGAAAUGCCUUGGUUUGUUGAGAUGGCUUCAUUCAUACGACACGACCCGCCGCUGCUCACCGUGUUAUAAACCAAAGCCCUCCGGUGCUCGGCUGAUGGACUAUAUGGACAUGAGAUAGCGCGCCGAGGAGCGGAGAAGGGAUGUACAGCUGAGUUUUUACGACGUUUCAAGAAGAUCGCUCUCCCACGAAACGCGGAGAACUGGAACUAACUUCUUCAUGCAACUUCUUUGGAAAGAAACCAGGACGAUCUCUCACGGGAAUAACAAAACGUUUUACAAAGGUGAUUUGGCGCACUCUCUGGUCACUGCAGGCGUCUCGUUCUCUUUCGGUCCCUGCGGGGAGAUGUACCAAGGGUUCCCCGGUGACCCCGACAGUGGAUCCCGUGGAAGCUCGUCUCCAUCCAUAGAGUCCCAAUAUCUGUCCUCAGUGGACUCCUUCGGGAGCCCGCCCACCACUAGUGCUCCACAGGAGUGUGUGUCAGCAGGCACUGGCUUGAGCAUUGUGGGUAGUGGGCCAGGAACAAGCGCUGGAGGUGAGAUGCCCGGAUCAUUCGUUCCCACUGUCACCGCCAUCACCACCAGUCAGGACCUGCAGUGGUUGGUGCAACCAACCCUCAUCUCCUCCCAGGCCUCUGGACAAAGUAGUUCCACCGGCACCACAACUAUGACCCAGCCAGUAUCACUGGUUGACCCCUAUGAUAUGCCCGGACCCAGUUUUUCCUCUGGGUCUGGUUACACUCCUUCAUCUUCAGAAGCUUCAGGGUCAGCACCUGGCCCAAUGCGCCAAUCCAGAACCCGCAGCCGCCGUGCCCGAGAAGAGUCUGUGAGUGAAGAUGGAGAUAUUUGUGUGUUAUUGACACCUGAAGAAGAGGAAAAGAGACGCGUUCGUCGAGAGAGAAACAAGCUGGCUGCUGCCAAAUGCAGAAACCGUAGACGGGAGCUCACGGACAGACUGCAGUCGGAGACUGACAUCCUGGAGGAAGAGAAAGCAGAAUUGGAAGCGGAGAUAUCAGAGCUGCAAAAAGAGAAAGAGCGUCUGGAGUUUGUCCUCGUGGCCCACCAGCCGAAUUGCAAGAUUCCAUACCAGGACCAGCCUCAGCAGAGUUCGAUGCAGCUUCCCCCGGUGCAGCCCCAGCUACCUACCCCAGCCUUACAGCCACCUGUUUCCAUUGUGGGCUUGACUGUGAAGGAAGACUCUUUCUAUAUGCCACCUGCCUACCCAACCCAUCCGGCCCCCACACAGCCCCAGCCUCCAGGACAGCAGCAGCAAGUCCAGCAGCCACAACCAGGAUUAAUGCAGGAGGUAGAGUUUUCUAGUUCUUUCUAUGGCUCAAGUGAGUCGGCACCUGGUGGGCCAUGCCUUAUGGCCAGUGACAGUGGUGGUGGUGUUAACCAUGACGAUGCGGCCAUUGGCAGCUACAACGCCUCAUACACAUCUUCAUUUGUGUUCACCUACCCAGAGGGAGCCUGCGGGGUCAGUGCCAACCAGCGGAACAGCAGUAGCGAGCAGUCAUCUGAUUCCUUGAACUCGCCCUCUCUGCUGGCGCUCUGAGCAACUAACACAUGACUAUACAUUUAACACACACACACACACAAGAUGAUCAGUGCAAGAAAAGGCUGAGACAUGUACAAUAGUACAGUAAAAGGAUGGAAGCACUCAGUCUCAGAUCUUGGAAAAAAAAACACCUAAUUGGAGCCAUGUUUACACCAUUUCAAUAACAAAUUAUACAAAAUAUACUCAAAUCAAUCCAACUUUUUGUUGUUGACCAAAUAAAUAAAGUUUUAUUUUUUAUUAAUGAGCAUACUGGCAACACUCCACGAUACGUGAAUGGAAAGUGAGUUAUACACGUGCUGUGUGUUGCCAAUUUUAAGUGCUUUUAAUUAUUAGAUAAUUCACAAUGAAUUCUUUGAUGCAGAUACUCUAUUGGAGUACAGUUUAACAUGCUCGUGCUUCACACCAACAAGCACAAGUGCCCCCACCUUGUUCCCUCUGUCGGUUGUCCUUUUGCUAGUGCUGUUGCUCUCAUCCGUUUCCAUUCUUUUCUCCCCUCUUCUUAUUGUUGAAUGUAUUUGUGAAAGUCUGAAAUAGGGAUGAAGGACAAUUUGUGCAGGGUCUUUUCUUGUGGGAGACAGACUGCUGAUCUCUCACUCACCUCUUACUCUUCACCUGCUCGCCUUCUCUCUGCUUCUUCAUUUGCUGCUUGGACUUGGCAAAUUCGGGAUCUCAGUGUCACAGCAUCCUCCGAGUCAUGUGCUUUCUUCUUUUGUUUAAAAGAAAAUGAAAAAAAAAUGUCUUCGGCUGUCUACCUGCCAUACGAACCAUCUCUGCCCAUCUCUGUUUUUUUUUUCCUCCUCUGUCUCUAUGUUCCUCCAACUCUUUGAAGUCUUCGAUUCCCGAGAGCCUCGAGAACCCGUCCAGCCCUUGGAACCUUGAGUGAAAGCCGACCAGACUAACAUGCCUUUUUGCGCCCUGUCUUUCAAGGAUAAGGACACACCUCCCAUAUCAGAGGAAGCUUUUCUUGGAGCUUGAUGCUCAGAUCACUUCAAUGACAUAUAGCUACAAUCUUAAAGCAUGCUGAGCCAUUUUACUUGUUGUUCAUGCAGUUAAGAAUACUUUUGAUCUGUUUUAACGCUGGAGAACAUUUGAAAAGAAACCAAGGAAGUUUAGAGGAAGAGGUGAAAUUCUGCUGAACUCUCAGUUGAGGAGGAUUCCUUUCUAAACAUUCCACUUUUGGGAUCUACUGUUGAGAAAAAGAAGCCAAAUAUGAAACAAAGCAAAAAAAAAAAAAACAGUUCUGUUCUUGCCGGCUGGAUUACAGACCUCAGAAAAAUUAUGUCAAACAGCCUCAAAACCACGAGUCUAUAUGCUUGUAUUCUAACUAACAGGAGUCAGAAAAAACUGAAGACUGCAGCAGCAACUCUUGUUUUUGGGUCAUAAACUAUCAAAUGUGAGUCGAUGCCUUUCUUUAGAGGAGGGACGCUAUGUGUUUUGGAUUUGUACUCCUUCAACGUAAAGGUUGAGACAGCCUCUAGUAGUUGGGCUCAGUGGCCUCUGUGCCUUCCUCAGUCAUCUGACAGGAGAUGAGGUGCGUUUAUUGUGAGUGUGUCCACUCGGAGGCACCGGGCCCGUUUCUUUCUUUCUUUAUGGAGGUUGAUUUGGCGAGUGAGCACGCAGAAAGACAAAAAGAGGGGAACGUGUGGGCUAAUUAUUGUGGAGCGAGCGUCCUAUCUUUGCCUGUGAAAUUGUACAAUUUGUUUUUUUCUGGACGUUUGAGUGAGACUUGUUAUAUAUUUUUAUUGUUUAUUUGUUUGUAUGAUUCACCGUUUUGCAUUGAUCUCUGCUUUCUCCUGUGCUGUUUGCAUUUCUUGUAUUUUUAUUUUUUUAAUCUGCUGUUUUGAAAGACAGAUUUCCAAAUAACUGUUACUAUUAGUACUGCCUUGUACUUAUUGUUUCAUUAUUUUAUUGUAUUUUGAUUUGGCAACUUUAGAGGCAUGUUGUGCACUACAAAAAAUAUACUGUACACUUACACACAUGUACAUCUAUACAGGUAGCAUGUAUAUGAAUAAGUGUAUGUGCCAUGAUUGUAAAGUAUGAAUGUCUGCAGACAGAAAUGGAAUAAUUUUUCCAAUGAAGAGCAAAAGUAAAAAGAAACAAUAUUUUUUCUAGAGGACCAAAAAUGUUUUUAAAAAAAGAAAGAAAGGUUGAGUUUAAAAGUACAGCCCAAUUCCUGAACAUGAAGCACGACGUCACUGCCUCUGUCAAUGUGUAUUUAUGUUUUAUUAACAAUAUAAAGCGCUAUCCAAGUUGCAUUUAAAGUGUUUAUUAUGAUGAUUUCAUGAGGUUGUGGUAAUGCCUUUGUUUGAGUUGUUUGUCGCCUGUGAGGUCUGUCCAAAAGCUACUGACACCUUGAUGCCACUUGAUCCUAUUCGGAAAGUGUGGAGAAAACAAAGUCAUCCAGUGAUUGAAUGUUACCAUUAAUACUUUUCAAGUGUUCAGAAGACAACAUAAUUUCUUACCUGUGGAAAAUUUCCCUGCAAAGUUUGCUUGCUACCAGCCAAGUGUGCUCAAUAGAAGCAUUUUAAAAAGAAAUGUGUGUUUGAAGGAGAUGGUUUCAGCUUUGGCUGACGGACCAAUCAAGUUAAUUCAUGUUUGCACUUGAGAAAAUAUGUUGUCUUUGAGUUUAAAAAAUGUGAUUGUAUUUGCUGAAAAAAAAGCUUUAUUUUCAUGAAAUAAACAUCCUGAAAAUGUUUUAUUUUUUCUAAAAGAAUACUAUGAAUGCUUGUUCCAAUGUGGCUCCUGGUGGUCAGAAAAUGGGCAGACCUCUGUUUAAAAAAACAAACAAAAGCAUCUUAAAUGACAACUGUGCUUUUACAAAUGGUGGAAGUGCCUUUUCACUUCCUCCACGUCAAAUUGUUAAAAAUAAUAUCUUCUAGUGUCAGAAUAAGCAUAAAAUAUAAUCAACGUUCUCAUGUACAUAGAUUUUUGUGGUGCUACUUAUAUCGAACUGCGAUGAUAAGGCAUUGCCGCAUGGAAUGAUGGUGUCUGUCAGCCAUUACCAAGGCUGGAAAUGAAUGAAAAUGGCUGCUUGACUUUGAAUAGAAGCUAACAACAGUAAAUUGCCUUUAGCAGAAGCUCUGAGAACUCAGUAAUCAUGCUGUGGUUUCCCCACAGACAAUUUCAGUUGUCUGCAAAUCUUUCAGUGCGAUAAACUGACCUUAAUGAGCCAUGAAGUGUAUCUGUACUCCACUCUCAAGUCCUGCUAACCUCUAAAUACGUUAUCUGAUUUGUUUCUCUAAACUGUCCGUUUUAAUAUCUGUUUGAAAACAAACAAAAGUGCUACAUUGGAAAUGGUGUAAUAAAAUAAAUCAACGUUGAAUAAUGUUAUAAGAGAGAGGACCUGCCUGCAUCCUACAUGUACUGUACAAUGGCUGUAAUCGUGCCAACUGAAAAGAGCUUUUACUAUUUUUCUAUGAUGAGGUGAAUGUAACAUGUCUUUAUUUUUCCACUGUUCCCACAUGAGCUCGGAGUUGGCAUUUUUUCUGUUAUCACAUGCAAUACUUAAAAUCCUCUUGGAUGAUCAUCAUGUAGCAAAACUUGCAGUUACUGGACUCUGCUACUAUUAUGUCAAGUGUGACCAUGUAUUUCUUUGCUUUUGUUACACUUUUGAAAGCUAACCUAAUGUUUAAAAUCCCAUCUGUUUGGAGGCAAUUAUUGUCAGAAACACAGAUAAAGAUCAAUCUUUGAAUUUGUUGAUGAGGGAUAUUGAUGCCAACUCUAAAAAGAGGAUUUAUAGGUCAAUUUUUUCCCACCAAUAUUGAGUCAUUUUAUCAAGAACAUAGUUUACAAUUUUGCUCCCAUGAAUUUCUAAAAAAAA
This is a messenger RNA of Oryzias latipes (Japanese medaka), 5688 nucleotides long. RefSeq names its product FosB proto-oncogene, AP-1 transcription factor subunit (gene fosb). Gene Ontology annotation, biological process: regulation of transcription by RNA polymerase II. NCBI's taxonomy places the organism in Eukaryota, Metazoa, Chordata, Actinopteri, Beloniformes, Adrianichthyidae. The record is from RefSeq and is a predicted model, not a curated record. Gene Ontology annotation, molecular function: RNA polymerase II cis-regulatory region sequence-specific DNA binding; DNA-binding transcription factor activity, RNA polymerase II-specific. Gene Ontology annotation, cellular component: nucleus.